Messenger RNA from Sphaeramia orbicularis (orbiculate cardinalfish), 1567 nucleotides. RefSeq names its product RAP1A, member of RAS oncogene family a (gene rap1aa). The coding region runs from base 318 to 875 and encodes 185 amino acids. The transcript is spliced from 9 exons. Gene Ontology annotation, biological process: Rap protein signal transduction. NCBI's taxonomy places the organism in Eukaryota, Metazoa, Chordata, Actinopteri, Kurtiformes, Apogonidae. Gene Ontology annotation, cellular component: membrane. Gene Ontology annotation, molecular function: GTPase activity; GTP binding. The record is from RefSeq and is a predicted model, not a curated record.
UUUUUGGCUGAAGAAGCUUGAAUCGUACCUUAACCUGGAUAGCUGUGAUAGGCUGAUGCUGAUCCAAUCAAUAGCAGCUGUCCCUCCCGACCCUUCCGUACAUUCGCCCAGUGUGAUUUAGCGCACACAUAGCGGAACACGGUCUGGUUCCCUGAGCAUUAUAGCCUAGUUCAUUGGCUAUCAACCCCUCAGCACCUGUCCGCUGACAUCAGUGUACCUGAGGAUCUGUUGGCCCUCCCCUCCCCAGAUGUAGAGGGAGUUGUCACCUGCAGCAGCCGUGUACACAACUUUUGUGCUGUCCAGUGAAGUUGCCCACCAUGCGUGAGUACAAGCUAGUGGUGCUGGGAUCAGGAGGUGUGGGAAAAUCAGCACUGACAGUCCAAUUUGUGCAAGGCAUUUUUGUGGAGAAGUAUGACCCCACAAUAGAAGACUCCUACAGAAAGCAAGUUGAGGUUGACGGGCAACAAUGUAUGCUUGAAAUUCUGGACACAGCUGGAACAGAACAGUUCACAGCGAUGAGGGACCUGUACAUGAAGAACGGCCAAGGCUUUGCCCUGGUGUACUCCAUUACAGCACAGUCAACAUUUAAUGACCUACAGGACCUCCGGGAACAGAUCCUGCGAGUAAAGGACACAGAGGAUGUUCCCAUGAUCCUGGUGGGAAACAAGUGUGACCUGGAGGAUGAGCGUGUGGUUGGAAAGGAGCAGGGUCAGAAUCUGGCCCGUCAGUGGAACAACUGUGCCUUUUUAGAGACUUCAGCUAAAUCAAAGAUCAAUGUUAAUGAGAUUUUCUAUGAUCUGGUGCGACAGAUCAACAGAAAAACGCCGAUGGAAAAGAAGAAGACAAAAAAGAAGUCAAAUUGCACACUGCUUUAAAAUGCCCUCCCACAGAGCUCCAGGCCAGAAACUUGUUUGAUUAACUGUUUCCCGGUGGAUCGUGCCAGCAUUCCAAGUCCUCUCCAGAACAUUUUGAAAACAGCUGACAGAGUUACUCCACCACUCACAAAAUGGCAGGAGACGGCACAUACGCUCAAGAUAUCUUCUCUGCUUUUUAACAGCAAAGAAAUUCACCUCCUUUUUUGUACUGUCAGCCUGAUGACAACUCUGUUUCUUUUUUCUUCUUCUCCAAGGUGUCUUUCUUUUUUGGAUAUGUAAAUGUAAAAGAAGAGACCAUGGGUUUAAAUCCAUAUAUGGGAACUAAAGUGUUUUAUUAAAAGUAACACAAACCUUUGGCAUAUUGUGACAAUACGUUUGCAAAAGAAACCAUGUGAAAUGUUGGCCUUCUCAUACGUUUCUGCACUAACAGUGUCGACACAAAUGCAUCAUUUGUCCAUAAGUUACUCACUCCUACUUACAAGGAUGUGUAUUGAUGAAAUAACAUCUUUCCUAAGUGACUUUGUUUUAUAUCGGAGCUGCAAGCCUUCCAUAUUUCCCAUAAUAUAUUCUACUUCCAUUUUUGCAUAAUAAAGCUAAGGAAAUUAGUAUUUUAUAGACUGAUGGGGUGGGGUGGGGGGGGCGGUGAGUUUUGAUUUUUGUCUUGAGGCUGAAAAUAUAUUGUACUAAACCGA